AUACAGCAAAAAGAAAUUUAAUAACUAUAAAUGUAUGAUAAGUUCUUUUUAAAUUUUUAUGCGUUACACAUAUGUACAAUUUUAAAUGCAGCCUGUACUGCAGUUAAUAUACUUUAAUUCGUCUAUUGUGCACACAUUUAUUGAAACUGAAUCAGCAAUAAAAAUACCUCUAGUGGAAAUAUUAUUGUCUGAUUUUGACAAAUAUGUUACGAUUGCAACAUUCUUUGCUUAUAUUCUCUUUGGUGAUCUACCUGGUAAAUGGCCGUACAAAACAUGAUAAAGCGGGAAAAUCAAGUGAGAAUUCAUCAUUAAUACCAAAGACAGUGAUAAAAUACGUAGAGGAAAUUGAACGUCGUGGAAUGAAAACUAAAGGUUUGUACAAACUAACUGGCGAUGAAGAUGAAGUAAGGGGACUGAUAAGCGUUGUAGAAAAAGACAAAGCUGCAGAUAUAUCGGAUUAUAACAUUGAAGCAAUUACCACGGCGCUCAAAAAAUUUUUGAGAAAACAUUUUCAUGGAGAACUUGUGGAUGAAGUAAAGGCAGGUCGAUUGGUAAAUGCUCUGCUAACGGAAACACAAGAAGACAUGGAAAAUGAAAUGAAAAAAAUAAUUUCUAAAAUUCGUCGAAAAAAUCGAGAGACUCUCGCUUAUAUGAUUAGACAUUUGCAAAAAGUUUUGAAUGGAGGAGGUACUGUAAUGAGUGCUUUGGACAUUGCUAAGGAACUUUCGCCAGUUUUGAUACGUGAAUUACCUCCCAGUAUAAAUAUAAUGGAACAAUUUGUACAAGAAAAAGAGAUAAAACAUUUUUUUAAGCAGACAACUCAGAUUGUCAGGAAUCUUUUACUUAUUUCAACUGAUUUUUGGGAGGAUUUAAUACCUAAUUUAACUAGUGAUGAAUCCGUUGUCUCGAAUUCAGAGGAAGAAGGUGAAGGCGAAGAAAACAAAGAAGCUGAAGAAGGAGAAGCUGAAGUUUCAGAGGAAAAAAAUAACUAAUAUUUGAAAUGAAAGUGUCCCUUGAACAAUCUCUCAGAAUUCCGAAAGUAAAUCGCGUCAGAAUUCUUACAAGUGUAAUUGAAAAUUCAAAUGAAAUCUAAAUCUAAUCUCCAUCAUAAUUCUGACGGAAAAUAUUCUUGAAAUUCCGAGAGAGAAUCUUCAGGGUAUAGAGUAUAGUGGAUACAAUAUUUUCUAUUUAGAUAGAAAAUAAUUGUUAAAAAUAUCAAUGAAAUAAUUUUGCUUCAAUAAAUAAGUAAUUUAUAUUUUUAAA
Molecule: messenger RNA, 1263 nt
Organism: Leptopilina heterotoma
Lineage: Eukaryota; Metazoa; Arthropoda; Insecta; Hymenoptera; Figitidae
Product: rac GTPase-activating protein 1-like
Exons: 6
Coding region: 204-992 (262 amino acids)
Biological process (GO): signal transduction
Source: RefSeq, a predicted model, not a curated record